AAAAGCUUAGAAGAUAGGGGUGAUGCUGGCAUUGGAAUCCCGGGGUGCGGGCAGGGUCUGUGGAAGCAGCGGACGGGAGGCUUCUCCCUACGGCGAAGUUUGCUGGGGAAGUUUGGCAGGCAUAUGUGUGCGUUAUGUUGUCCCCGCUUCAUCCUGCACGACACGGGGGCAGAGCCGGCGUCCCCUGAGGUACCAAGUGAAAGCAUCCUGUGUGAAUCGGGCCUUAUGGGGGAAGGGAGGGCCUGUAGGCAUACCGCUCACCUCAGGAAGGACCUGAUCCAUAUCCUCGGCCUCCCAUCUCUGCAGCAGUCCGAUCAAUUGUGAUUAUUGCAAAGAAGAAAAUGUCGACGGAGUGCCUAAUGAAUCCAGAUUUCCUAAUCGAAUUCAUUGAAAUGUACCGGUCUCUUCCAUGCUUAUGGAAAGUGAAGUCCUCUGAUUAUUCCAACAGACAGAAAAAGACAGAAGCCUAUGAAAAACUACUCGGUCUUUGUAAGUCAGUUUGUCCCUCAGCGACCAUAGAACUUGUUAAACAUAAGAUUGCCAAUUUGCGAACAGUGUUCAAAAAGGAAUUAAAGAAAGUAGAGUCGUCAAUUCAGUCUGGCGCCUCUGGUGAUGAAGUGUAUAUACCACGGCUCUGGUACUUUGAUCUUCUGAAAUUUACUAUAGAUCAAGACACACAACCACAACCUCCACCUGUAUACCACUAUCCUGAAGCUUACGAUGUACGACAGGAGGAAGAAAACACAGAUGACAGCCUGGAAAGUGCUGGGGAAUGUACAAACUUCUCCCAGGUAAUUAUUACAAAGAAGAAAAUGUCUGCAGAGAUAUUUAUGAACCCUGAUUUCUUAAAAGAAUUUAUUGAAAUGUACCGAUCUUUUCCUUGCUUGUGGAAGGUGAAAUGCGCUGAUUAUUCCAACAGACAAAAAAAAGCUGAAGCAUAUGAAAAAUUGGUAAAACUUUGUAAGACUGUUUGUCCCUCAGCGACUGUAGAUCUUAUUAAACAUAAGAUUGCUAAUUUGAGAACUGUUUUCAAAAAAGAAUUAAAGAAAGUGGAAUCUUCAAGAAAAUCUGGUGCAUCCGGUGAUGACGUGUACAUACCACGCUUGUGGUACUUUGAUCUUCUGAAAUUUACAAUUGAUCAGGAGGAGCAUACACAAUCUAUAUCCAACUAUCCUGAGACAUAUGAUGUACGUCAAGAGGAAGAAAACACAGAUGACAGCCUAGAGAGUGCUGCGGAAAAUACAAACAUAGCCAAGGUCUGUAUUCGUACUCCAUCCCAAGAAGUCAUUGAAAUUCAACAACACCAACAGAAGCAGCAGCCACCACCCAUUCCUAUGCCAAGCCAGAAAAAACGGAAACCCGUCAGUGAUGACCUAAGUCGACAGCUGCUCUCUGAAGCCGCAGCGGUUUUAAACCAAAAAGAAGAUGAAUUUGAUGCAUUUGGUGUCACGGUUGCUGCAAAGCUGCGAAAAAUGGAUGAUAAGCAAAGGCUGUUAUCAGAGGUUCUUAUAACUGAUAUUUUGUUCAAAGGGAUGAUGAAGAAACUCACGGAAGAAUCUAGCAUUUCCCUGUUUCAGAUGCCACACUAUGCUUGUCAACCACCAAGUUGUUCUAACUCUAUUGACUAUAAUAUUCAACACGCUCAGGCAAUGACUCCCCCACGCCAAGAUUAUGUUUCCAUUAAUCAUGAAUAUAGCUGUAGUCCUACGCGGAUAAGGGUGAAUCCAUCUUUUUGUAUGUCUCCACUACCUAAUUCACAUGUUAUAGAACCUUCCCAGUACAAAGAAGAACAUUUAUAGCCAUUGCACAUUUGUAACAGUAUGACAUUUAACGCUUUUUAGUGUUUUUAUUGGGACACUACAAUUAAAGUCGUUCCUUAUUAGGACAUUAA
This is a messenger RNA of Bufo gargarizans (Asiatic toad), 1891 nucleotides long. RefSeq lists its product as uncharacterized. Lineage: Eukaryota; Metazoa; Chordata; Amphibia; Anura; Bufonidae. The transcript has 5 exons. Bases 342 to 1799 code for a protein of 485 amino acids. The record is from RefSeq and is a predicted model, not a curated record.